Molecule: messenger RNA, 1572 nt
Organism: Cotesia congregata
Lineage: Eukaryota; Metazoa; Arthropoda; Insecta; Hymenoptera; Braconidae
Source: the annotation of a GenBank genome assembly
UUAAACAUGGGGAAACACAAAAAGCGUUCCCACAGUGAAGAACGAGGUGAGGAAACCAAAAAAUUACGGCGUGAGAUGAAAGAUCUGAAGGAACUGGUUAUGAGGGUUUUAGCAACCCAACCUAUACACGAUGCUGUCAACAUGGCGGAUAGUGAAAAUAAUAACAACAGUUUACGAGACGACGCCUCAACGGAUUUGUCUUAUCAGCAACAAGGUCAAAAUCAGGGUACUGGAGAAACACCUGAGACCCGAGAUACAGAAUCUCAAAUCGGACUUAUUGAUUUAACUGACACAGUGCAGGGCGAAAUAGAAGGCUCAAAGAAGAAAAUCGAGGAGCCUGGCUCGUCAGCGACCCUGGAUGAGGAUAUUAUAAAGAUAUUGGGUCAGGCGCCAGAAACUGGAGAAGCUUGUCAAAAAAUUCAUGCAGAUGUUGCGGUUAGAUGGAAUGCAUGGAUAAAAUCGGGCCUGAAAAAAGAGGAGAAAGAAAAUCUGCUGAAAAAAUACCCUCGAGGGGGAUCCUGUCUGCUAGAGGCUCCAAUUCUGAACCCGGAAAUAGCGUCCACCCUAAAUGAAUCAGCGUUAAAGCGAGAUAACUAUUUCUGCAAUACACAAAAACUAGCAGGGUCAAGUCUGUCAGCACUAGCUCCGGUAAUUAAUCUACUACUGGAAAAAGAUAAAAUCGACUCAAAGGAAAUACUGGGCAACAUUUGGGACGCAGCAAGAAUCCAAGCCGAGCUCCACCACUCGCAAUCCAUCGCCCGACGCGCGUAUAUCCUACCAGGACUGACAAAACAGGUAGCAUCCUCAUUAGAGGAAAGACAAAUCGAUACGCACCUAUUUGUCUAUGGACAAACUGACCCACGAUUUAAAAGUCCAACCCCAGAAGAAAAGCCUAACAUCCAGUUCGGGAAACUGGAACGGCUCGUCAGUACCCCGCAGGCCGACGUUCGUGACGAGCCAGAAGUUCAAACCUCAGACUCCCAAGUCGGCUGCCCAAAAACUACCAGCGAGGCUUUCCAGCCAGAGCAGACCCAAUCAGACUCCGAAUCAGAGCUAUCGUCGUCAUCAAUCGAACAACAGCAGCAGCACCAACAGAUCACGAACCCAUUAGGAAGAGAACAAGAACAGGUAAAGUUAGCAGGAAGAUUGAAACAUUUUUUAAAGGCUUGGGAACAAAUUACACCGGAUAAAUUUAUCCGACAAUGUAUCACGGGUCAUAAAAUUAAUUUUAAAGAAAUUCCAUACCAAACUCAACGAUGUAAAUACCUAGGCUUCAUAUUAAAAUCUCGAAGGAUGAUAGUUGAACUUCCAGAUGAAAAGAGAAAUUCUCUUAUGACACAUGUAAAGUCCAUAAAAAACAAAAAGUCAUGCAAAAUAAGAAGGUUUGCACAGGUAGUAGGCAUGUUAGUAGCUAGUUGCCCGGGUGUUGAUUAUGGCAUGUUACACUGCAAACUAUUAGAGAAGGCCAAGCUAGAGGCUCUCGACCUUAGUGGGUUAGACUAUGACAAAAAUAUGAACAUCCCAGGCUAUGUCACAAAGGACUUAGACUGGUGCAAAGGACACAAACUCUAA